Molecule: messenger RNA, 387 nt
Organism: Paramecium tetraurelia
Lineage: Eukaryota; Ciliophora; Oligohymenophorea; Peniculida; Parameciidae
Exons: 2
Source: RefSeq, a predicted model, not a curated record
AUGAGCACAAUUAGUAGAGAGGAAUAUGCAAAGAAAAUGAGAUUAGCUUUAUCAGACAAUCAUAUCUGUAAACCUGAAGGAACUGUUAAUCAUUAAUAUUUCUUAGUCAAAAAAGGCUAAUAUUGGGCAGAGGAGAAAAUAUAAUUCCUCAUAGAGUAAUUAGAAAAAGUUGGAGUUGGAAAUUGGAAGUUAAUGUAAAAGGGACUAUUAGAAUAAACUAGUGAUAUUGAAUUAGAAUUGAGGACCUGCUUAUUAUUUAAAACUACAGAUAUUUAACCAUAUAUGGAUAAAAAAUUCACAAAAAAUGAAAUCAAAUCAAUUGCUUAAUAGAACUUAGAAAAAGCCUAGUAAUUAAGCAAAUUGAAAUAUGGAGUAUUCGUUGUUUGA